Molecule: messenger RNA, 1263 nt
Organism: Solanum dulcamara
Lineage: Eukaryota; Viridiplantae; Streptophyta; Magnoliopsida; Solanales; Solanaceae
Product: GDSL esterase/lipase WDL1-like
Exons: 6
Coding region: 103-864 (253 amino acids)
Source: RefSeq, a predicted model, not a curated record
AUUGGUAUGCAUAUAUGGAGGAAGAUAUAUUAGUGCUAUGAAGAUGUUUGUAGAAUCAAAAAAAGAAAAUUGUUCCUUGGAUAAAAGACAUACACAAAAAGGAUGGAUAACAUAAAGAUAGGACCAAGUCGUCCAUUGUUCGUUCUCUUUGGUUCAUCAAUAGUGCAGCUAAGUUAUUAUUUUGAUGGCUGGGGAGCAACCCUCACUGGGCUUUAUGCUCGUAAGGCCGAUAUAUCGGUUCGUGGAUAUAUUGGUUGGAACUCAAGAAUGGCUCUUCAAGUUUUGCACAAAGUUUUCCCACAGAAUGAUAAAAUUCAGCCUUCUCUAGUCAUACUUUAUUUUGGUGGAAAUGAUUCAACUGAUCCUGAUGUUCCUAACAGCCCUAAUGUUCCUCUUGAUGAAUAUGUUGAAAAUAUGAGAAAAAUUAUAUUUCAUAUCAAGGGCCUUUCAGAAAACACUCGUCUAAUUAUGCUAAGCGCUCCUGCGGUGAAUGAGCAACAAAUUAUUGAAUUUUAUGGGUCUAAUAUGGGUAGAACAAAUGAGAGAGCUCGCAUAUACUCAAAAGUUGGUAUCAAAUUGGCCCAUGAAGUAAACGUGAAGGUUAUUGAUAUUUGGUCAGCGCUCCAUGACCGUCCUGAGGUCUUUUGGGAUGGAAUGCAUUUAACAAAAGAAGGAAGUGAGAUUGUGUUCAAUAAAAUCAAGGAGGUAAUCAAAGAGGCAGAGUGGGAGCCAACCCUAGAUUGGGACAAAAUGCCUGAUGAGUUUGAUGAGAUUAAGCCUAAUGAUUUGUACCUUGAGAAGCUGAUGGAUGGUAUAAAUAAAAUGGUGGGGAUUUCUGGUUCUCGUGAACUUAAAUCAGAGUAGGCUAUCUAAAUUACAUUUUUUUGGUGUAAUUUUUCCUAAACUCUGCUAAUAUGGAAUGAUUUGUGUAGCAAUCUACUCAAUAAAAUAAAAAUUAUCAAGAAAAAUAAGACCAAGUACUAGUCAAUCUCCUAUUUUAUUUCCUGUUUGAUGCAUCCAAAUAAACUCUUUUGCAAAAGAGUACCAAUAUAUGUUCCUGGGAAGGUUUUGCCUUUUUCUAGGAAUUAUGGUUUAAUUUGUUUUGUUGUAGGAUGUUUCUGAGUGUGCUAUGCAAUAAAUGUAUUUUGGAAAGGUAUUAAUGGUCGAAUGGAAUAAUGAUUAUGAUAUUUGCUCAUUACUCGUUAAAAAUAGUGUUCAAUAAAUUAUGUGGAAUAUGCAUUAGUAUGAAGAAAUUAAUAUGAA